GACUGCCCACCAGAAGCAGGUGAUUUUCGUGCUCAGCAGUGCUCUGCUCACAAUGACGUCAAGUACCAAGGACAGUUUUACGAGUGGCUUCCCGUCUCUAACGACGCAGACAACCCAUGCUCACUGAAGUGCCAGGCCAGAGGAACGGCUCUGAUUGUAGAGCUAGCACCAAAGGUUCUGGAUGGGACACGAUGCUAUACAGAAUCCUUGGACAUGUGCAUCAGUGGCUUGUGCCAAAUCGUUGGCUGUGACCGCCAGCUGGGAAGCACUGUCAAGGAAGAUAACUGUGGGGUCUGCAAUGGCGAUGGGUCCACCUGCCGGCUGGUUCGAGGCCAGUAUAAGUCCCAGCUCUCAGCAAAUAAAUGUAAGCUGUCCCUUCUG
Molecule: messenger RNA, 381 nt
Organism: Balearica regulorum gibbericeps (East African grey crowned-crane)
Lineage: Eukaryota; Metazoa; Chordata; Aves; Gruiformes; Gruidae
Source: RefSeq, a predicted model, not a curated record